AUGGCAUCCCUGACAAAAGCAGCUGUGGGACCGCUAGUGGGGGUCGUUGUCCAGAACACCAGCUCCCCUAGCUUUCUGAUUUUUGAUUCAAAAGCAGCGAAAAUACUUAGUAAACACCAAGUAGAAAUAACACAAGAAUUCCCACAAGAAGGAUGGGUGGAACAAGACCCUAAGGAAGUUCCGCAGUGUGAGUGUAUUGAAAGAACGUGUGAGAAACUUGACCAACUUAAUAUUGAUAUAUCCUACAUAAGACCUAUUGGUGUCAGCAAUCAGAGGGAAACCACUAUAGUCUGAAACAGGCUUACUGGAGAGCCACUCUACAAUGCUGUGGUGUGGCUUGAUCUAAGAACCCAGCCUGCCAUUGAGAAACUGAGCAAAAAAAUUCCAGGAAAUAAUAACUUUGUCAAGUCCAAGACAGGCCUUCCUAUUAGCACUUAUUUCAGUGCAGUGAAACUUCCUUGGAUGCUUGACAAUGUAAGAAAAGUUCAAAACACUGUUGAAGAAGGUAGAGCUCUUUUUGGUAUUGAGUCAUGACUUAUCUGGAGUUUGACAGGAGGAGUUAAAAGAGGCGUCCAUUGUACAGAUGUAACAAAUGCAAGUAGAACAAUGCUUUUCAACAUUCAUUCUUUAGAAUGGUAUAAAGAGCUCUGUGACUUUUUUGAAAUUCCAAUGGAGAUUCUUCCAAAACUUGUGAGUUCUUCUGAGAUCUAUGGCUAAAUGAAAGUUGGGUCCUUGAAAGGUGUGCCAAUAACUGGGUGUUUGGGGAACCAGUCUGCUGCAUUAGUAGGGCAAAUGUGCUAGGAAAGACAAGCCAAAAACACAUAUGAAAGGUGUUUCUUACCAUGUAAUACAGGCCAUAAUAUAUUUUCUGAGCAGGGCCUUCUGACCACAGUGGCUUACAAACUAGGCAAAGAAAAAUCAGUAUAUUAUGCUUUGGAAGGUUCUUUUGCUAUAGCUGGUGCUGUUAUUCACUGGCUAAAAGACAAUCUUGAAAUCCUGGAGACUUCUGAAGAAAUUGAAAUUCUUGCUAAAGAAGCAGGUUCUUCUUACGGCUGCUGCUUCAUCCCAGCAUUUUCAGGGUUCUAUGCACGUUAUUGGGAGCCCACUGCAAGAGGGAUAAUCUGUGGUCUCACUCAGUUCACCAGUAAAAGUCAUAUUGCUUUUGCUGCAUUGGAAGCUAUUUGUUUCCAAACCAGAGAGAUUUUGGAUGCCAUGAAUCAUGACUGUGGAAUUCCACUCAGUCAUUUGCAGGUAGAUGGAGGAACGGCCAAUAAUAAAAUUCUUAUGCAACUACAGGCAGACAUUCUGCAUAUUCCAGUAGUAAACUCCUCUAUGCCUGAAAUAAUUGCACUGGGAGCUGCCAUGGCAACAGGAGCUGCAAAAGGAGUAGAACAGUUUGAACCACAAAUCAAGGCCUCAGAAAGUGAUAUUCAAUAUUCUAUGUGGAAGAAAGCUGUGAUUAAGUCAAUGGGUUGGGUUACAAGUCAGUCUCCUGAAAGUGCUAACCCUAAUAUCUUCUGUAGUCUGCCCUUGGGCUUUUUUAUAGUUAGUAGCAUGAUUAUGUUAAUUGGAGCAAGAUAUAGUUCAGGUAUUCCAUAA
Messenger RNA from Choloepus didactylus (southern two-toed sloth), 1599 nucleotides. It is a transcript of the gene GK2, whose product is annotated as glycerol kinase 2. The record is from RefSeq and is a predicted model, not a curated record. Gene Ontology annotation, biological process: triglyceride metabolic process; glycerol metabolic process; glycerol-3-phosphate biosynthetic process. Gene Ontology annotation, cellular component: mitochondrion. NCBI's taxonomy places the organism in Eukaryota, Metazoa, Chordata, Mammalia, Pilosa, Megalonychidae. Gene Ontology annotation, molecular function: glycerol kinase activity.